This is a messenger RNA of Boleophthalmus pectinirostris (great blue-spotted mudskipper), 2441 nucleotides long. It is a transcript of the gene gtf2h1, whose product is annotated as general transcription factor IIH, polypeptide 1. Lineage: Eukaryota; Metazoa; Chordata; Actinopteri; Gobiiformes; Gobiidae. Gene Ontology annotation, cellular component: transcription factor TFIIH core complex; transcription factor TFIIH holo complex. The coding region runs from base 175 to 1827 and encodes 550 amino acids. The transcript is spliced from 15 exons. The record is from RefSeq and is a predicted model, not a curated record. Gene Ontology annotation, biological process: transcription by RNA polymerase I; transcription by RNA polymerase II; nucleotide-excision repair.
UUGAGGCAGUCAUGUCGGCGCUGAGGUUUAUGUGCUCCCUGUUAGAAUAGUAGUUGACUAUCUGUUUCGGUUUAUUUAACGUUUUAUAUUUUUGUAUGUAGAACAGAUCGGUUUAAAACUAUGCGUUGAGGGAAGUGACGCAGACUUUAGUUUUGAUUCAGUUUGAGGUUUGCCAUGGCUUCGCUGUCAGAGGAGGUUCUUCUUGUGGUGAAAAAAGUUCGUCAGAAGAAGCAGGAUGGUACACUUUACCUGAUGGCAGAGCGCGUGGCCUGGGGUCCAGAAGGUAAAGACCGCUUCACCGUCAGCCACCUUUAUGCGGACAUCCGUUGUCAAAAGAUUAGUCCAGAUGGAAAAGCCAAAGUUCAGCUCCAGCUAGUCCUUCACACUGGAGAAAGUACCACAUUCCAUUUUUCCAAUGAGAGUACUGCACUAAAAGACAGGGAAGCUGCCAAAGAACUGUUGCAGCAGCUCCUGCCCAAGUUCAAGAAAAAAGCAAAUAAGGAACUGGAGGAGAAAAACAGAAUGCUUCAGGAAGAUCCAGUGCUCUUCCAGCUAUACAAAGACCUUGUUGUUAGCCAAGUAAUUACUGCUGAAGAGUUUUGGGCCAAUCGUUUAAGUGGGAUCAACAGCACAGAUUCUUCUGUGUCUAAUAAUAAACAAGAAGUUGGCAUUUCUGGAGCCUUCCUGGCUGAUGUUAGACCUCAGACUGAUGGCUGCAAUGGGUUAAUAUAUAAUUUGACUGCUGAUAUUAUUGAGUCCAUCUUCAGAACAUAUCCAGCAGUGAAACAGAAAUACAAUGAAAAUGUGCCUCAUAACUUAACAGAGAAGCUAUUCUGGACCAGUUUUUUCCAGUCCCAAUAUUUUCACAGAGACCGUAUUAACACAGGAUCUCAGGAUAUCUUCUCAGAGUGUGCCAAGCAGGAUGAAAAGGGUUUGAAGUCUAUGGUUGUUCAAGGAGUGAAGAAUCCACUGGUAGACCUUUUGUCCUUAGAGGAUAAAUCAUUAGAUGAGGGAUAUGGUCUUAACACACCAACUCCCUCAACCUCCAAUUCCCACAAGUCGGUGAAAGACAGCAGUAACUCUGCCAUUAUAAAGAGGUUUAAUCAUCACAGUGCUAUGGUGCUAGCAGCUGGCUCACGAAAGGGGGACACACAUGCUGAGCAGGCCAGUGAGACGAGCAGUACUGAUGGAAACUCCAGGGACUCUGAUCUCUUUCAACCUCCUGUUAAAAAGGUUAAAUUACAAGAAGCCAUAGAAUAUGAGGAUCUUCGAAGAGAAAAUGGACCAAAAACUGUUGCAUUAAAUCUUAAAAAGUCUGACAGAUAUGCCCAUGGUCCAGUUCCUCUUCAGUCCCAACAAUACACAACAAGUCAGGAUAUUAUCAGCUCUGUCAACUUCAUACAGCAUGAGAUGGCCAACUACAAACCCAAUCUUACUCAGGUAUUGUCCAGCACAUCUGCUAGUUCUGCUAUUGCUGCACUUUCACCUGGUGGUGUCCUCAUGCAUGGAGGCACACAGCAAGCCAUAAAUCAGAUGAUCCCUAGUGAAGUUCAAGGAGAGUUGAAACAUUUGUAUGCUGCUGCAGGAGAGUUAUUAAGGCAUUUUUGGUCAUGUUUCCCAGUAAACACACCCUUUUUAGAAGAGAAGGUCAUAAAAAUGAAGUCAAAUCUUGAAAAGUUUCAACUGACCAAGCUUCGACCAUUUCAAGAGAAAAUUCAACGUCAGUAUUUAAGUGUUAAUCUGACAGGACACUUGGAGGAGAUGCUGCAGAAAGCUUAUAGCAAGUUUCAAAUCUGGCAAAACCGGCGAAUGAUGAGGAAAACUUGAUGCCUCUCUGGGUCACAAUAGAUGACUAAAAAGAUGAAGUAUGGACUAAUUCCCUGUUGGUCCCCAGAACUGCUCCAACCCAUGCACUGUUGGUUAACUGGAUUCACAGUGCUUUUGAUGGGGACAGACAGAUGCUGCAACAUGCCUGAACGUUCAUUAGAGACUAACUAUAAGUCAAUAUUACAAGAAACUCUAAUUUAGUUUUCUUGAUAUAUUUUAAGUGGUUGAUAGAUUUACCAAUGAUGGAAAAAAUAGGACGUUGGUACGUACAUGGUGUAAGAUGACCAAAUUGGAGGUGGAAUAAGGAGGGCACUCAGGACAACAAGAUGAUCUACAGGCAAGAUGCCAGCAAAGGACUGCCAACAAGUGUUUUCUCUCUGCUUUUAUGUGACAUGAGGUUCUGGGCACAGAAAGCCCCUGAAAGCACUGUGUUGAAUAGAGGAACUACAGAGGAAAGAGGAAGUGACUACAGCAAUACAGUUAUUUUACACUUUGAGUGCAUUAGUUUGUGUGCUCUUCCAGUCACUUUGUUACUGGUUUAUAAUGCACAUUCUGUCUACACUGAAGACAAAAACUUAAGCCUGAAUUAAAAUUAAGCAUACGCUUUUGAUUAA